GUCUUCUAGCUUGAAAUUUAAUUUCUUCUUGUAAGACUGUAUGUAGAAUUUCCAGGCUUUCUCCAAGUGCAAAGAUCGAUCCCAGGACAGAAAUUGAUUGACAUUCAAACAGAAGUUACACAACAAGUUACAGGUUCUUCAAAAUUUCAAAGAUGGAUCAAAGAACAGAAAUUGACUUGAAAGAAUCAGCAGCGAGUUUGACCAUGCAUGGAUUCGGAAGAUUGCUGUCGACCAAAUCAAAGGCAAUGAGAUGCAUCUGGCUGUUGCUAAUGCUUUUCUUUGUAUCGCUUGUAAUUUUGACAGUGACGCCAACAGUACGGGGAUACUUCAAAAGCCCAUCUUUAACAAAGCAGGAAACAGUCAUGGUAUCUAAACUGCUGUUUCCAUCUGUUACUAUUUGUGGACCAUCCCUAUGCAAAGAAAAAGUUAAAAAAUAUGCAAAAGAGCAUAACAUUACACUCAAAACAAAUCGAAAUGGUCGCAUAGAGAACAUUCACGAGGUGGUGAUGCAUUCUCCUUCCUUAGAGCCUUUUGCACCAAACAUAAGCAAGGUUAUAUCCAGCAACGUUGCUUUUGAAAAAAUUUUGGUGGCCUACAGAGGUUACUGCUACAAACUUAAUCCAAAUGGAACAUUCAUUCAACAUCAGGCUGGUCCCGAUUUCUCACUUCAAGUCUUCCUUGAUCUUGAUGUUUCGAAUAGUAUAUCGUUGUCUACACUUCACGCUGGCGACUCCGUUGAGGUGAUUAUUCAAGACCACAGACAACUUCCUUCUUUAGACACUGGUACAGUCCUUGCCCCUGUUGGUCAUUUGACACAAAUAGAGAUUCACAAAACAGAGAUUCAAAGGCUCAAACCCCCGUAUCCAUCAAAAUGCACAAACGGCGAAAACAUGGAGUUGCUUUUUAAAGGUGAGUAUACAAUAAGCAAUUGCGAGCUGUCCUGCUUUCUCAGAAAAGUCGCUCAGAAAUGUACAAACAUUCAUUUUCUUUAUAACUACCUACUACCGAAGGAAAUGAAAAUGCCAAUUGCAAAAACCGUAGAAGAAAGAAAUUGUAGAAACCGAAUAUUAAAAGAUCUUCAAAAAACAUUGUUCGCUUCCUGCAACUGUGGCCUGCCUUGCAGAGAAACAAAAUUUCGCAAAUAUUCUUCGCAGUCGAAAUGGCCAUCCACAGAAUAUAUAGAUGAGUACAAAGAAAUGGUUGGCCGUCUUCGUUCAAUCAAUGGAAGUAAGGAGACAGAGGAUUAUAUUCGGAAUAAUCUUAUCGCCGUUAAUGUAUUUUUUGGAGAAAAACAAUACAAAAAAGUAACUGAAAUGCCGAUGUACACUGCUGAACGAUUUGUUGGAGAAAUCGGUGGCCAGAUGGGGAUUUGGUUGGGUGCAUCAAUCUUUUCGUUACUUGAACUGGUUUAUUUACUCGCCCAGUUUGUUGGUGUUUCUUUGAGAAAGAAGGAAAAAAAGGUCACUGACUUAGAAGAAAGUGGUGCAAAGUAGGAGCCAUGACGCUUAUCAAGGAGAAAUUAUUGGCAGCUUUAAAUGAAAAUUAUAAAUGCAAAAAUUCUCGUAUCCGAUAAAGCAUCUUGACGUUAUUGUUAGCAUGAUGUUUCUCUACUGUAGAAAAGUGACAUAGAAAUAUAUGAAAUUCAAAACUUGUAACAAAAAUAAAACGAUUUUAUCAUUUCUUUCUUUGUUUUUCUUUUUCACGAGAUACUAUACUUUACCCAUCUUUUUUAUCAAAUAUAAAACUCAUUUUAUUUAAAGACUCAUUGAUAACAAUAAGCCUUUGCGAGCGUGAUAAAUUGUCCUACCGAUGACCCAGACAAUGGCAGUAAACUUCUACGGAUUAACCAGAAUUGAUUUCAGACUGUCUGAAAAUGCAUUAUGGGAUGCUUGCGUAUCGCAAUGGCUCAUUGUUAGCAAUGAGUCUUUAACGAUAUUUCUUCUCGACUUUCCUCAGUUUAGAUAUCAAUUUAUUUUCUUUAAAUGCAUUUUUCUGCAAGUUAUGAAUAAUGUCAUUUAUUUAAUGAUAAAAGUAUCAUAUUUAUAUUGGUUUCAAACUUGGGCAUUAUUUAUAUGCAUCAUCACUCAUAGACAAUUUUUAGAUUUAUAAAGUUAUUUGAUAAAUGCUGUAAGUAUAAUAAGAAAAUAUGUCAUUGGCUGGGUUGGACAUUUGGUCAAAUGUUAGGGGGGGGGGAAGCCUAUUGGAUGACGUCACAAUUUGCUACUGAUACUUAAUUGUAAAACUUCGUUGUUUGAGCGAUUGACCGAGCGAAUAAACGACACGUUUUGACACAAAAUCAAUUCCUUUUAUUCCAUCUAAAGCUAAGACGUUAUUUUAUACAAUAUUGAAACUUAGGUACUAAAAAGCCUUUCACAAGCACUGUUACGCCAUUAAAUUUAUAUAUAUAUAUAUGAAACGAAACCACGAGUGCUUUCACAACCCACUCGGGUUGAAUGCCAUCAGCCCUUUCUUAGCCUUUCAAUCCAUGACCGUUCUGUGUGUGUGUGCGAGUGAGUGUCUACAAGUUUGAUAGCAGUGGCCUUUCGCAAGCACCACGCUUCUCUCUAACUAACUCUGUUUCUCCUUACUCUACUUUAUAUAACAGCAUUACAAUAUAGCAAGCUAACAUCAAUAAUUUUUGGUAUUAUUGUCGGUAUCUAUCGUGCAAUACGUAAAUGAACUAGUAGGAGGUGUUAGAUAUAUUAGGAUACGCGGGGGAACUUUGUAGAGCAAAAGGGCAUGUAAAAUAUUACUAUACCGGAAAACAUGAAAAACUAAAGCGCGACACGCUAAUAUAUCCUAAUCAAAUAGAAGCAUGAACAAAUAUAAGCAUAAACGCAAGACUGACCUAAAAUGAAAUAAGUACCUAUAUUACAUUUUAGAACAAAAUACCAGUAUCAUCUAAAGUAAGCGGUCGCCUAGCUAGUGCUGAAUUAUGCAAAAAACAGGAGAGGUUCAAUACGAGAGCCUUGUUGCACAACUACGCUAUUGCUUGUAUACGCCGGGAAACUCGUUUACUUAAAUUUGUCACUUUAACUAGAUAACUUUAUACCUUGAUUUUCUAUUGAGUUAGAUUAAGUAAGUAGCUCUGGAGCUUUUAAAGAACUUACAAUGUCUACGUUCCAACUUAAGAUUGAAGAGCAUAGAAACCAUCACUUUGCAUGCCAGAAACGCCAAACUUUUAUCCCCGAUGAACAAGGUUAUAAGCUGAACAAUGCAACAAUACAACGAUUCUUCGAUAAUAGGGAAUAUCAUGAAAUUCGCAACAUGCAGCCGCAACACUGCGACAUUUGCUUGCAAAUGUACCAAGUGAAAAAUAAGUCUGUCUUGUAGAACCUGAAAUUUAAACUGCUCCCGAACAAAUUGCAGUGAUUUAGAGUUUUGU
Messenger RNA from Rhopilema esculentum, 3385 nucleotides. RefSeq names its product acid-sensing ion channel 1-like. Gene Ontology annotation, cellular component: plasma membrane. Gene Ontology annotation, molecular function: ligand-gated sodium channel activity. Gene Ontology annotation, biological process: sodium ion transmembrane transport. Lineage: Eukaryota; Metazoa; Cnidaria; Scyphozoa; Rhizostomeae; Rhizostomatidae. The record is from RefSeq and is a predicted model, not a curated record.